CGCGGAAGGUUUACUCGGAAGUGGAGCAGCGAGGAGAGGCGUACUUCUCUGCACCGUGUCCUGCCCCGCAGACUCAGACCCGGACCUGCUGGGACUGACACAUGGACGGCUGGACACAGAGGGACACAGAGGGACAGCAGCGCACCGCGAGACCGCCAGCAGCGCGAGCACACCUGGAGUCAAGGCCAUGAGAACAGUCGCUGUCCUUGGAGGGGGGAUCGGGGGACUCGCUGCUUCUUACUACCUGUGCCAGAGUCAGCAGGUCACCAAGGUGGUGGUGCUGGAGGCCAGCAGCCGCUGGGGGGGCUGGCUCUGGUCCACCCGGAGGCCGGAUGGCGCCGUGUUUGAACAUGGACCCCGAGGGAUCCGGCCCGCCGGCGCCGUGGGACGCAACACCCUCAAUAUGGUGGAGGACCUGGGUCUCGGGGAAGAGCUGCUUCCGGUCCCCUCCAGUCACGUGGCGUCUCAGAACCGAUACCUGUACGUCAACCAACAGCUCCACAAGAUGCCCACCGGGAUCACGGGACUCCUCCGGACCGUCCCGCCCUUCACUCGUCCCCUGCUCUUCAGCAUCGCUUCUGAAAUUCUGGUGAAGAAAAGCGAGAACCCAGAUGAGUCCGUCCACUCGUUUGUUUCUAGAAGGUUUGGGAAGGAGCUGGCGGACAUGGCGGUGGACAGUCUGUGUCGGGGGGUGUUUGCAGGAGACAGCAGGAAGUUGAGCGUGCGCUCCUGUUUCCCGCCGCUGUUCUGGGCCGAGCAGCUCCGGGGCUCUGUGGUUCUGGGGAUGCUGAGCUCUUCAGCAGCGGGUGAUCCGGCAGCGGGCCCCGGUGCCGCCGUGGCCCCGGGGCCUCUGGCCCAGAGGGCUGUGCGGGAGUCCUGGGCCCAGUGGUCACUGAAGAGAGGAGUCCAGUCCCUCCCAGAAUCCCUCACUGAAUAUCUGCGAGGAAGUGGGCGAGUGCAGCUGCACACAGACGCAGCCGUGAAGCAGAUCCAGCCCUCAGCCUCUGGAUGGACGGUGCACUUGGAGGAUGGAGUGGUGUCAGCUGACCACGUCAUCUCUGCACUACCUGCUAGAGCUCUGGCCUCGGCCCUGCCCUCGUCCUGCCAGCCUCUGGUCCAGCAGCUCCAGGACAUCGCCUCCGUCACCGUGGCAGUGGUCAACCUGGAGUAUGAAGGCAGCAUCCUUCCUGUCCAGGGAUUUGGCCACCUCGUCCCUUCAUCAGAGGACCAGGCUCUACUGGGAGUGGUCUAUGAUUCUGUUCCUUUUCCUCAACACAACAGACCUGAUGGACUCACAACCAGAGUGACGGUCAUGAUGGGCGGGGCCUGGUUCCACCAGCUGCUGGGGGGGGCGCACCCCGCUUCACAGGAGCAGCUUCUGUCCAGAGCCGUGGAGGCGGUGCGCCGCCACCUGGGGGUGACGGCGGAGCCCAGCUGGAGCCGGGUGUGUCUGCACAGGGACUGUAUCCCUCAGUACUUCCUGGGACACUUUGGGAAAGUGGAGUCCAUGCGUCACUUCAUCAGGACUCAUGAGCUGCGCCUGUCUCUGACCGGCUCGUCCUACGACGGCGUGUCGGUGAACGACGUGGUCUUCAGCGCACGGACAGCCGCACGGCUGCUGGGGACCACGUGAACCGGGGGGACCAGGGGGACCUCUGGAACCUGGUGGACCUGGUGGACGCUCCCUCUGAGAGGCUCCGCCCUCUGCAGUCCACUCUCUCUACCAAUGUUUGCACUUUACUGCUCUAACUCAGGCCGUGUGGACGGGGCACCGUAACUCACACACACUUCUGAACUCAGGCGUGUCCUGCUACAACCACUGGACGUGCACUGAGAGUCAAGUCACACACACACACACACACACACACACACACACCAUCAACAUCCUGCAUAUAAGCUAGUAUCGUAUGAGUGUGUGUGUCCUAUACGGCUCCCUUUCAUUCUGAUUGUUUCUGCUGCAGGAAAUAAAUGUGGAGACUGCG
Molecule: messenger RNA, 1982 nt
Organism: Salarias fasciatus (jewelled blenny)
Lineage: Eukaryota; Metazoa; Chordata; Actinopteri; Blenniiformes; Blenniidae
Gene: ppox
Product: protoporphyrinogen oxidase
Exons: 13
Coding region: 188-1633 (481 amino acids)
Biological process (GO): heme biosynthetic process
Cellular component (GO): mitochondrial inner membrane
Molecular function (GO): protoporphyrinogen oxidase activity, oxygen as acceptor
Source: RefSeq, a predicted model, not a curated record